This is a messenger RNA of Talaromyces rugulosus, 1011 nucleotides long. RefSeq lists its product as uncharacterized. The record is from RefSeq and is a predicted model, not a curated record. The transcript has a single exon. Lineage: Eukaryota; Fungi; Ascomycota; Eurotiomycetes; Eurotiales; Trichocomaceae. The coding region runs from base 1 to 1011 and encodes 336 amino acids.
AUGCCACGCCGGCGCAUGCCACCCGGGCACAGAAGCCGCUCGCAGGCGGUGCCGCCGGUUCCUUCACCCUUUAUCAAGGAUGAGAUGAUGUCCGACAUCCAGACUAUCCCAGACGUCAGCGACGAGGUCGAGGAACUACCAUUCCACUAUGAACACGACCCACAGCCUACUUAUAGCUCCCAUGAAAACUUCGAAAUGACCACGGAAAUCCAAGUCCGGGGCAUGGCUGCUCUAGAGGAAAUGGACCCGGAGAUCCAGCACCUCCGCGAGGAACUACACCACGUCAUGCGCGAACGACGAAUUGCCCACCUACGAAACCGGAUCAGACAAGAACGACAGCUACUAGCCGAGACGCGAGAAUUCGAUAUGGUACGAGACUACCAACGAUUCACCGGAGUCAAGCGACAACGCUCCGACUCGAUAUCGUCCGUUGUCUCGGUUCGACCCGCGAGACCACCUCUUGAAUACCGGUAUCGCGGGAGAAGUAUCCAGGAAUUCAAGACAUACAUGACCAAAAUGGAAGCACACUUUUACCACCACGCUGGUUAUUACGUGAACGACGUCCGAAAAGUACAAGAAGGCGUCAGCACGCUAUCGGAGGAAAUGCGGGAGCAAUGGGACGGUCACUCGGAUACCCUCAGGCCCGACCGCUACACGUGGCAGGAGUUUUAUGGAUUUUUUCUUGACCUGCUCCUGCGACAUCCCAAACGUCUGCAGGAAGCAGCGUCCAAAUUUCAGUCUGCGCGGCAACGAAGAGGCCAAUCCGUGAGGGAUUUUGCGCACUACCUCGCCCGACUAGAAGCAGAAUACCCAGGCCGGUUUGCCGAGUGGCAAAAGAUUGAGUACAUACGCAGUCGCGUGCUAGAGGAGAUUGGCCGUGAAUCGAGGACAUAUUCACGUGAGCCGAGAACAUAUGAGGCGUUUGUCUCGCAUCUUGUCAUGGUUGAAAUCACCAUUCCAGAAAGGAGAGCUGUUCUUCGGAGAAAGCUGGCACAUCCUGAUCAUCUCUAG